Trematosphaeria pertusa is the source of this 2586-nucleotide messenger RNA. RefSeq lists its product as uncharacterized. Gene Ontology annotation, biological process: regulation of DNA-templated transcription. Bases 218 to 2515 code for a protein of 765 amino acids. The record is from RefSeq and is a predicted model, not a curated record. The transcript is spliced from 4 exons. NCBI's taxonomy places the organism in Eukaryota, Fungi, Ascomycota, Dothideomycetes, Pleosporales, Trematosphaeriaceae.
GUGCUACCGAGACGAACGAAUCCCGCAGCCGCGAGGGAAAGCGCGGGUUUCGCCACUCACGUGUCUCAUCCCCUUCACCGCGUCCGCGCCCGGUCGCGCCUGCCAAGCCCGUCUAUAAACGCCAAAAUCUGCCCGCCACGGCUGCCAUCUCGCACUUGUCAACACGCCGCCGCCCAAGCUCCCCUCCUGCCUAUUGGGAGGCGAUCGCUCGGCCGCCAUGGACAACGCGGGCGCGUCGACUGCACCCUAUGUGCCCGAUGCUGGCACCGUGCUUGCGCCGCCGGCCACAAUUGAGCCGCCGCUCAGGCCCGGCGAUGAGUCGCAGCACGUGCUCGGUCAAUACCAGCCCGGUACUAUCAGUGCCCAAUGCCUGGACUUUUUGCGGAGCGUCAAUGAAACUUUCGGCGUGCAGUCGUACGAAUCGAACACUAUCCAUAGCGCCCUCCAUGAGUUCAAUGCCGGACGCUUGAGCAAGAGAGAGGUCUACUUCAGGAUCAUGAACAUCCUCGGCGAUGGGAACGACCUCUGGAACGCCUUUGCUGAUGUAUUCAAUCACAAAGACGCCCACUGGAGUCCCGGUGACUUCCAACUGCCGGAAGACGACCAUCCCACACCCCCAGCUGCAUCUGCGGUCCAUACCUCGCCGGAAUUCCUGCAACCCCAGCACCAACCCCAGGUUCGCAUGCCAUCCAUAUCAGCUCCAUGGCAACCAGGCCAGUACAUCCCUCGAAUGCCGACUACGCAGGCCUCCAUCAAUCCUGUUCUUCUUCGGACGCCCCUGGCGCAUACCGUCACCGACCGGAAUAUCCCUGCCGCACUGCAUCAAGACAUUCAAGAGGCGGCUAGUCAUGGAUAUGGACAAUACGGGAGCUACGGUGGCUAUGAUGGCUAUGAGAGCUACGGGGCCUAUCGUCCAACGUACACUCCCAAUGGGUACAGCAUCUGGAAUCAGUUCGCGCAGUCCGUUCCUUCAUCCCCUGUUGCUCAGCCGCCGUCCAACCGCCCGAUAUUGCGUCAAUAUGAAUCGCCUUCCCUAGGUCGCGCGCCAAACUUUUCACCGUACACCGCUCAUAGCUAUGGCAUGGAGUUCAGUUCUCCAGAGCGGGCAGUUGUAGAGCAGACUCAGCGCUCUCUUCCGCAUAGUGACGCUUGGGAGGCAACAGAGGCCGGGUUUGGCUGGGCAGGAGCUGAACCUCACCGUCAACCGGAGCGCAUGCAUGUGUUGGUUGGUAACCAACAAGUCCAGUCGCCAGACGUGUCAAACAAGGAACCAACGCCUCAGCUAGCUCAUCUAAGCUCACCGAAUGCGACCCCGUCCAUGCUUGGAACGCCAAUUGCGAUUCCUCUCGGUCAACCUUCGUUCGAGAUGCUACCGCCGACCAGGCGUAAGGGCAAGAGCUCCGCGGCGAACAACCUAGUGGAUGACAACCAUGAUAGUCAUGAGGAGAGCGGACUUCGGAGGGACUCUUCUGUACCUUCCACUGCUCAGCCUUCCUUCGUUCAUCGGCCGGAGAAUCAGCUCAAUACGAAGCAAGCGAAACCCCGGGCACCUCGCAACCAAGGGCAGUUUAUCCAUGCUAUUUGCGGAAAAGGAUUCACCACUCGAUCUGCCGUGAAGAAGCAUCAUUGGGGAGCGAAGGCUGAAGAUAUCGCGACAACGACGGGCUGUUGGUUCAAACACAAUAAACCCAACACCAACUGGGAUGACCAUCCGAGCUGCAAGCAAGAGCUACCGAAACCCCGUGCCGCCCAGCUAAUCGGGCAAUCCCUCUCUACGCCGGAACAGAUUCAGCAUCUGAAUUCUGAGUUCAAGGCCCCAGUCGUACCUGGAAUGGUUCCUAACCCAGAAAAUACCAUUCCAGGAUUUCCAACGUUACACCAUCUUCCGGAUACGGUUGCUGAGACCGUCCGGGGUGCGCCGGCUUCAACGCAAGCUCCACGAGGAGAGGCAAUUCCUUAUCAUACUUCCCGUCUCCCUUCUGGUGGUAACUUCGAUACUCUACUGACUGCCGUCAAUGUUGCUGCCCGGAUCGAUGCACCCAAACCCAAGGGCCGGAACGAUUCAGUGGUUUCGCAUCUUGACGCUCAAGUGGCUGCUGCUGAGCGCAGCCGCCAGAACUUCUUGUCCUGGGCUGGUGGUCGUAAUAACGGAAAUCGAGAAUUCGGCAUGGUGCUCUCUCACGACCCGCCUCUAGCGCCAGCUAUCGGCUUGGGGAUCACCCAGACUGAGCAAAACAUCCCGGUGCCGGUGCUUCCUUCACAGCGCCACGAGCCGGAGCAAGUUAGGGAUGCUGUGGAAGCCACAGCUUCGAAGGCUGAUAUUGGUACGACCGAAGCUGGAGUUGCCGUCAAGGAUGCUCCCGAGGCCACUUCAGCGUAUGCGUCUGAAGAGAAGGCCAACAGCAGUAAGAGGCGACGAUCCUCUGGUCGGAGGUCCGAUAUCUCGAGGCGCGAGCGGAAGAUGUUGGGAUUACCCGUCUCUCCUAGUCCGGAAAAGAAGAAGCAGAAGGCUUGAUGCGUUGCACACCACGACGUCCCUUCGGCUUGUCGUAUGGAUUCUCAGGUACGGAAGGGGUCUUGGCCACU